Molecule: messenger RNA, 6796 nt
Organism: Phalacrocorax carbo (great cormorant)
Lineage: Eukaryota; Metazoa; Chordata; Aves; Suliformes; Phalacrocoracidae
Source: RefSeq, a predicted model, not a curated record
CGCCCUCUCCCUGACUGACUCGGUGAAAAUCAUUGUUUGGCUCCAGCAUUAACUACAUUCCAGCGGGACGCAGCGCCCAGUCUCCUUCCUCGCAUUCCUGCCCCACACAAAGGAGUCCCUGCCUCGCCGCGCCCCGCGCUCUGCUCGCCGCGCCGCAAAGCCCCUCCGGGCCGGCCGCCGCCUUCGCCCCCCGCCCAGGGGUGCGGGCCGGGCCGCGGCCCCGCCGCGGGGCGGCCGGCCGGGGGCGGCGGGGGCAGGGAGCCGCCGAGCGCAAAUUCCUCCGCGCCGCGCGCCAUUGACUGGACCGAGCAACUUAUUUAAGGCUGGAAAGUGACACAGGGGCUCCUCGUCUCCGCUCGCCGCGCGCCGCCGGGCAGUCCGGCUGCACCGAGCCCAGCGCUGUGGCGCGGGGAUGCCGCCGAGGUGACUGCCGCCUCGCCGCCCUCCGGAGAAGGAGCUGCGUCGCGCCACUGCCCCGCCAGGACCACGGGAAGGGGCUUUCUUUUGGGGUGUUUUUUGGCUUUGGUUUUUAUUUCUUUUUUUCCUCCACCUUUCCUUUCUCUGCCCCGGGCUGCGCUUUCGCAGAGAGUUCGCCGUCCCUCCUCCGGCCCGCGCCGCCGGGCUCCGGCCGAGCAUGGAGAAGUACGAGGAGGACAUGGCACUGAAGGCCACCAAGUUCAUGGAGGAUCUGUCCCUCUAUGAGCCCUGCCCAGAGGGUCCGUAUGGCCGGGGCGGCCGCCGGGACCUGGCGCUGCACCCCGACCUGGAGGAGACCAAGCGGGUCAUCGCCGCCCACAUGACGGCGGAGCAGCGGGGCCGGAAGAUGAACGGCACCGCCGCGCCGCCGCCGCCCGCCGAAGCCUUCCCCGCCGCCGCCCCCUGCGGCAAAGCCUACGCGCCCGCGGCGCCGGCCGCCCCGCUCCGCGCCGCCAACGGCCGCGCCGCUGAGCCGCCAACGGCCGCGGGGCCGCCGUGCUGCGAGGAGGGGCUGUGCACCCGCUCCGAGGUGGCGCUGCCCUGCUACAGCGGCUUCGCCGACAAGGGAAAGCGCUACUCGGCCGAGGGCUACCGCUACGCCGCGGGCAGCGCCUACGAGGGCGGCUACGUGGCCAAGGGCGGCGGGCGGGCGGCCGGCGGCCCGGACGGCAAGUACGGCGCCGCCAGCCCGCGAGCCAGCCUGGCCGCCUCCUCGCCGGGCCCCGUCGCCGAGCAUGGCAAGUUCUCCAGCCCGCGCUCCAGCCUGGGCGGCGCGGCCGCGCUGCCCUACGAGAAGUUCUCCAGCCCCCGCUCCAGCCUGGUGGUGCCCGGCCAGGAGAAGUACGGCAGCCCCCGCGCCAGCCUGGUGCAGUACGACGGCGCCGCCCUCAGCCCCCGCUCCAGCUACGCCAGCACGGCCAGCGACACCAGCAAGCACUCCAGCCCUCGCGCCAGCCUCACCAGCUACGACGGCGGCGGCAGCAAGCCCAGCAGCAACCGCACCAGCGGCAUCAGCAUGGGCUACGACCAGCGCCACGCCAGCCCCCGCUCUAGCACCGCCAGCCAAUACUCCUGCACCACCAGCCCCCGCUCCAGCUACUCGGACUCCAGGUACGGCCCGCCGGGCAGCGCCGAGCCGGAGGGGGCGGGCGGCGCCGGGCUCGCCCUGGCCAGCCCCCGCUCCAGCCUCUGCGGCCCCGAGGGCCGCGGCGCGGCGGGCGCCGCCGUGGUCAGCCCGCGCUCCAGCAUCUCCAGCCAGAGCUCGCGGAGCUCCCGCGGCUCCAUGAGCGCCUACCCCGAGCUGCAGCUGCCCUCGCCCCGCUCCUCCCUGCUGGGGCCCGGCCUGCAGGAGGACGGCGCCGUGCCCGAGCUCGGGGACCUCUACCACAAGAUCCAUGCCCAGUCGCCGCCGCGGCACGACCAGCAACACCCGGCCGCCGCCCCCGAGGCGGCGCCCCCCUACACCUACAGCCCGACCAAAGGCUCCGCUUCGGCUCCCAAAUUCAAGCUCCCCUACCAGGUGACGCCGUGCCGGGAGAGCGGCCCCAGCCAGGCGGAGAGGCGGCUGGAGGCGCUGACGCUGGAGCUGGAGAAGGAGCUGGAGAUGCACAUGAAGAAGGAGUACUUCGGUAUUUGUAUAAAAUGUGGAAAAGGUGUGUAUGGAGCGAGCCAGGCUUGCCAAGCAAUGGGUAACCUCUAUCAUACCAACUGCUUCACAUGCUGCUCUUGUGGGAGAAGACUACGAGGAAAAGCGUUCUACAAUGUCAAUGGCAAGGUGUACUGUGAAGAAGACUUCCUAUAUUCAGGUUUUCAGCAAACAGCAGACAAGUGCUUUGUUUGUGGACACCUCAUAAUGGAAAUGAUAUUACAGGCUCUUGGAAAGUCAUACCAUCCUGGCUGCUUCCGCUGUGUGGUGUGUAACGAGUGUUUGGAUGGAGUCCCCUUCACUGUAGAUGUGGAGAACAAUAUUUACUGUGUCAAAGACUACCAUACGGUUUUUGCACCAAAAUGCGCUUCCUGUAACCAGCCGAUCCUACCAGCACAGGGUUCAGAGGAGACCAUUCGGGUGGUGUCAAUGGACAAAGACUACCAUGUGGAGUGCUAUCACUGCGAGGACUGUGGCUUGCAGCUCAAUGAUGAGGAAGGCCAUCGCUGUUACCCAUUAGAGGGCCACUUGCUCUGCCACGGCUGUCAUAUCAGGCGCCUUAAUAUUAAACUGCCAUCACAUCCACCUCCAAGCUAUCCAAUGCAUGUUACAGAACUCUGAAAGACAUUUCCAUUCCCAGUAAGCUUUUUGAAAGAGGAGACAAAAAUCUAAAAAUGACUUUCCUGUUCUUUUAAAGAUGAGAUACCAGUAAUAACCAUCUAAACCAGCUAUUUAUUUUUUAAAAUCAAAGGUGAGGGGUCCUUUUCUGAUCUUGUACCUAUGCAUUCUUUUAUCUAGACAUUUUGACUCAGACACCAGCUACUUGAACAAAUAAUUCACCACUAAACUGUAACUGUAAAUGGCAGCAUUUCUAAAAACAAUGGUACAAAGGGCUGCUCUGUGCUCCCUGCUCACUGUCCUUCAGUGGAGAUUUCACCAAGUAAGGAGUGUAGAAUUACUUUCCAAAAGUUAGCACCUUAUCAUAUUGCAGCAAGCAUGAUAAGAUAAAUGCUAGCAUUUUAGCUAGUUUUGUUGAAUUCUGGUCUUAGAGAAUACAGUCUCACGUUUUUAAAAACUUAGACUCCCAGAAGUAGUGACUAGGGAGCAAACAAGUGUUUUUUAGCAAUGAUGAUUUUCAGUAUGGGUUAAAUAAUGGCAUUCUGAGAAGGGUCAGGCCAGCUUUCCAUCCUGCAAGGUUCCACAGUCAUCCAAAGACUAUUGAGCUUGUUAAAGAAAUAUGGCAAGCAUCUCAUAGAAAAACCACAUUACAGAGGAAUAUAUCCAAAAGAUUGGCACAUGUGGGGUCAUAACCAUUGAAGGAAGUUACAGACAUCUGUCAUUGGUUGCUGUGAAUGAAUGUAGUCCUGGUUUGAAAAUGCAUUCAGAUCAACCUGGUGAUUUGGCACUUAGUAAAGAAUUCAUCUUUUAAACCUGUUUUUUGUUUAAUAGGGUUAGCACCCCCUUUCUAUGCAAAGGUACACUUGUCUUUAUACUACUUGUUUUAUACAAGAUUUCAUUUGUUACCAACUGCUUUAUGAUUGUAUGGUGAUACGUUAUUAAAAAAAAAAAGAGGGGGACAGUGGUUUUUGUAUUAUGUUUUCAGCUUUGUGUUCUUUUCUAGAUGUGCUUUUGAACUGAUUACAGUGAUUGUCUUCAUUGGAAAACAAAGUGCAGUUUUGCAGAAAUAAUAAUGUAGAGUCAGACCAUUGAAACAUUGGUAUUUUAUAACAAGUAUUAGAUGUACAUAGAAUGUACACACUUUCAUAUUUUGCAUAAGCUUUUACAGUAACCUCAGAGCUCUGGGGAGAUAUACGUCUUCCAUAUAGGAAGUUAGAUGAAUCUCUUUUAUGGUUUGUUUUCUACCAUGUGUUGAUGAUUUACAUGCAAAUCACACAUCUGUAUGUUUAAAAAAUUCCUUGCAUUCUCAUGAGAAUUGAUCCAGCCUUCCUGAAUUUAUAUUUUAAAUAAAUCCAUCAUUGCUGUCUUUAACUGUAUCCAAAAUUACAAUAAAAUAAAAUUAUUCUGCUCCAGAGGAAGUGGAAACACCAGACCAGAUUCUCUGCAUGUGUAAAUUGGGACAUUUCCAUUCCAGUUCUCAACACAUCGAGAAUCUGACCAAUCCAUUCGGAAAUGAUCCCAUGUUAAAUUCAGCACGCAGACUGAUGAAAGACUUGACUUAUUUGGCAACACCAUUGCAGUUUAGUUUCUUAUGCUCCGUUGAUUUUUUUAAGCCAUUUGUGGUGCUGUUGAAAAGUACAAAGAGCAUCCAAUGGACACUAAUUCCUAAGUGGAAUAAUUAACUGCCUUAACAGACCUUUUUGAUAGUCUGGAAUUUCCUUGGGGUGGGGGUUGGCAGGAAAAAUUCCUGUGAACUGGUUUUUUUUUUUCCUGGUACUAAGGAACAAAAGGUAUGUUUCCUGAACUUUUGCCAAACUUCCAUUGGCCUAGAUUAACCUGUCCUACUGAAAGCUCCUUCGCAAGUCAGAUGCUCCUCUAAAAAGUCAUUUUCUAAUUAAUAUAUAUCAGUUUAUAAUUAACAUUUAAUGUGAUAGCCAUGUUUUGAAGGAAUUACAGUGCAACUAGUGCCCCAUUUCUACAGUGUGACCUAAGAGGCCUGGCCUGCAAAAGAGAGGACGCUGAGUGCGUGCACAACUUUUGUGCGUUUGCAAACUUCACCUCUGUGUCAUCGUCACCAGCCCAGCCUCAGAAGGAAGGGGAAGUAUGUGUGCCUCUCACCCAAACAGCAAAUGCUAGAAAAGGGGAUAAAAAAAGUCUUAAAUUGGAUUGUAUGACUAGAUCAGUUCCUUAAGGUUAUUACAAACAUGGAAGAUAUCAGAGCUUUGGGAUGAACUUUUAGCAUCAGUGGCAGUGUAAUACUAUUUCCAUUUAAGGAAGCUGCUUUGGACCACAUUUCACUUUGAGGCUUUUUCACUUGCUUGUCUUUACAAUAUAAGUUAAGGAACCCAAAUUAAGGAAACAACCAUUAAAAUACACAGAGAAGGUUUGGGUUUGUUCCUGUGAGAAAGCCAUCCCAUAAAAUCCCAGUGGCCAGAGAUGAAGGUGACGUACCGUGGCGUUCAGUCCAGUCUUCUGCCAGUAUCUUCCUUAGCACUUUGCCUCCUUUGGUAGCAAGUUUCUGCUCCAACAUAGUUUUCAAGGGACAGCACACUGUCUAACAUGUACAUACCAUACCUUUUUUUUUUUUAUGAUCAUACUGUAGAACAGAAUAUCUAAUUUCGUUUCACAUGUUAAUUUGUCAGUCUCAUGUAGAUCUACUCAGUUCCAAUGUGUUAAGUAUCAGCAUGGUAAAAAUACCAAAAGGUAAUAUUUCAAUAUUGAAUAAGCAAUUUGUUUAAAACCAGAAAGCAGCAGUUGUUGUUCCAGUGUUUUCUAUAGACAGGUGCAUUCCAUUACUGUAUAAUGAAAUACAGCUUUGCUUUUCCAGCAUUUAGUAUAAAAACUGGAGCUUGAGUGAAAUUUGCCAGGUUUGGUUUUUGGGGGGGUUUGGGGUUUUUUGGGUUUUUUGUUUGGUUUGGGGUGGUGGGUGGUUUUUUUUUUUCCCCAAACAAAGAGAAAAAUAAAAGCAAAUCUAAAGUAAUGAUGUGCUAUACUCUUCGGUGCUAGUGAUAGUUUCUGCACAUGUUACCUUCUGCCUGAGGAAUUAUGUAACUGACAAAGCUUCUUUUAAUGAUUUUCUUAAGGAGUAUUCUUAUGGUAAAUCAGUUCAACACAGAUGUAAACUUUCUAGGAUUCAUUUUACUAUGUGAUUGUUCUUCAGAAGCCUUUACUGUACUUUCAGAAUAUUUCCAUAGAGUUAAAACAAUAACAACUUGUUCUCAUUUGCAUCAGGACUACACCUUUCCAUUUUGGUAAGGAAUCUUACAAAGUCCCUACAGCACAAAGCUGAUGUGGGCAAUUCAGAGUCCCUCGUGCACUGGAGGACAUGUUCAAAGGACCAAAACAAUAAUUUGAAACAAAACAAAAGCAUGCACUCAGAUAAUUGAGCUUUCAAAGAGGGUUUGUUUGGGUUUCUUUCCUUUUCCUUUCACUUGUGUGCACGUGUGUGUAUAUAUUUUGUAAGGUGGAGCUUCAAAAGGAAAACAUGGUUAGAGGAGCUCUUUAAGACCAGAAAUUCCAGAGUAGUUAAGUAAACCAAAGCUCUAAAGGAGACAAAAGCUGCUUUCUUGUGUUUCAAGAAAAGUUUAAAAGUUUGUGAUUCAUCCUGUAACUAAUGCCGUAACUAGAGUAUAUAAUUUGACUUAAAUUAAGUUUUUCAUUUGAGAAAUAUUUUCAUUUUCUUUAAAAGAAUAUAGUUUUCUUCCAAGAACUUGGACCAACGUUGAUUUUUAUUUUGUAGGAAAUAUAUAAAUUCCCAGUUUGUAUAUCAUGUAACUAGUUUACAUGCUGAAAAUAUACAUUAGUUUAACUAUUUUUGUAUAUAUAUUCUUGUAAAGCCUUUCAAUGUGCUUCUGUCUUUUAGUCUUUAGAAUUACUUGUGGUUUUGUGUUUCAGUGUUUGAUUCCCUUGGUUGUUGAAGAAAUUGGGAAAUGUAGAUUUAUUUAUCUAAAGAAGCUACUUGCUAUCAUCCUAAGUUAUUUAAUAUUAAAGUCAGAAGUUUCAUUUAACCUUAGAUGCUAUAAUCUGCUUUUUUUCAAUAAAGACGUUUUGUAGUUA